AUGGUCGAGUGGCUCAUCGCUGUGCUCGCCUCCACGGGGUUCGCCUUCGCGCCUCGCCUUCCAUCGAGCCUGAAGCCACACGCAGAAGUCGCCUCCAUCUUCGCCGAGUGCGACACCUCGGGCGACGGCUUCAUCGACCUCUCCGAGCUCGAGGCGGCUCUCGCCAAGGCGGGCCAUCCCGUCUCUCGGGCGCGGGCGACGGCACUCCUCGACCAGGUCGACGCGAACGGCGACGGCCAGAUCUCGCUCGAAGAGUUUCAGCAGGUCUUCCAGCGCGGCGGCCUCGGCGGCCUGGCCGGGAUGCUGGACCGGCUGGUCGAAGAGGUCGUCUUCGAGGUGUCGGGGACGCAGUUCAACGGCCCCAUCCUCUUCGCCGCGUCCACCGCCGCCUUCGUCGGCGCCUUUGGCAAGUACGUCGCCGCGCUCUCCACGCUGCAGCAGGGCGCCUCCUGGCUGCCCGAGUCGCUCGCACUCGCGCAGAGCAUCCCCGCCGGCUUCCUCGCCGACUAUGCGCAGGCGGCGGAGCUGGCGCCGCUGCUAACCAUGGCUUGCACGUCCUGCCUCUCCUACGCGGUCGGCGACCUGGUCGCCCAGCGCGUCGAGGGCCGGUGGCGGGUCGGGCUGCUCGACCUGCGCCGCUGCGCGCGGAACGCCGCCCUCGGCUUCGGGCUGCACGGGCCGCUGGUUUUCUGGUGGAUCAACGUGCUCGAGGGGCCGCUCGCGGACCUGCUGGGCGAGCCUGCGGGCGCGGCCGAGCGGUGGGGGGGGCUGCUCCUCAAGAUCGCGCUCGACCAGACCUUCUUCUCCGCCCUGAUCAACCUGCUCUACGCCAGCCUCAACGGGCUGCUCUCGGGCGAUGGUGCCGUCGAGGCGUUUGCGCGGGCGCGGCGCGUGCUCGUGCCGGCGAUGGUGUCGUCGUGGCGCUUCUGGCCGGCCGUGCAGCUCAUCUCGUACUCUCCGCUCGUGCCGCUCGACUUCAAGCUGCUCUGGAUCGACACGAUGGAGAUCCUGUGGGUGGCCUACUUGAGCGCCACCGUCAACUCGGCGCCGGGCUCCGAGCCCGAGGCCGUCCCAUGGGGGGAGGCGCGGCUGGCGGAGGAGCGCGAGGGCGGCAUCGGGCCGGUGCUCGACGAGCCGGGCGACUCGGCGAACCUCUCCGCCGGGCCGGUGGCGCUCUUCGCCUCGGCGGCGGCGCUGUCGGCGCUGACCUGGCCGUCCCUGGUCGUGCAGCUGAUGACCGCGGCGCCGGCCUGA
This is a messenger RNA of Emiliania huxleyi CCMP1516, 1254 nucleotides long. RefSeq lists its product as hypothetical. The record is from RefSeq and is a predicted model, not a curated record. Gene Ontology annotation, cellular component: membrane; cytoplasm. NCBI's taxonomy places the organism in Eukaryota, Haptophyta, Isochrysidales, Noelaerhabdaceae. Gene Ontology annotation, molecular function: calcium ion binding. Bases 1 to 1254 code for a protein of 417 amino acids. The transcript is spliced from 2 exons.